ACAACAAAUUAACAUAAUUCGCAUAUAAUAUCGAAUAAAGUAAAAAUCUCUUAAUUAUUUUGUGAAACUUGUAUUACGUUUAUUGAAUAUAAUGUUACUGCUAUAUAUUUGACUAUAAUCUAAAUUAAAAAAUUUGACAUAUGUAGUAUGUACGACAUACAUAUACGUAGGGUAUUAGAAGUUGUUAUUUUGUCGUACUGUAAAGAUCGAAAUUCUAUAAACAUGGCGAAUGCCAAGAUUGAUGAUUUGACGUAUGAGGGAGAAUUGAAUGAAAGUAAUAUCAGUAAUGGUGCUGAAAACUUGCAAGAUUCUCAAGAAGAGACCGAUACUGCUCUACAGGCUGAUGAGGAACAAAGAGAAAAAUUAGUAAGACUUCCUAUAGGCAGAGUAAGAAAUAUUAUUAAAAUGGAUCCUGAUGUAAAUUUGGUUAAUCAGGAGGCAGUAUUUUUAAUAGCAAAAUCGACGGAACUUUUUAUUGAUUCAUUGGCAAAGGAAGCCUAUAAGUAUACUGUACAAACAAAAAAAAAAACAGUCCAAAAACGAGAUAUUGAAAAUGCAAUUAAUAAUGUAGAUGCACUUGUGUUUUUAGAAGAAAUGCUUGAGUAAAUUAGAAAUUUUUUUAAUUUAUAUUCUAAUUAGUAAGAAUUAUGUAAUAUAAUAUAAAAAAUUGUUUAAUAAAUAUUUUUAUAUUUUCUAACUUUAAUUGUUUUUAUAAUUAAAAUAAGUCCAUACAAGUAUUCUAUAUUUCUUAUAUUUUAUUGUUUGCAUUUUCACAAAAACACUAAUAAAUAACUUGUAUUAAUUAAAAAAUAAUAGAAAGCUUUUAAAUAUGAUUUCAAAAAUUAUCUUUUGUUAAUAUUUUUAUGUUUAUAGAGAUCAUUAUGUUUAUAGAAAGAUAAGGUAUAGAUAAAAUCUAUAUUACUAAAGAAAAAGUAUAUGUUACAAUAUAUAGUAUAGCUUGUACAUCUAAUUUAUAGCUUUAUUGUAAAUUCAUAUGGUAUACAUGUUAAUAGCUGAUAUACUUGCAUAUACAAAGCACUUUAUAAUUUAUGGCAGUACAAAAAAGGAAGCUUUAAUUUAAUUAAAUAUAUAAAAAAAAUUCUUAAAUGAACAUGAAUAUGAAAUUCUAGCAUACUUUGGCACUCUCACAAUUCAAAUUAAUUAUAAUGCAAUGAUCUAUUAUUGACCUGUAUACAUACACAUAUGUACGUGUCUAAAAAGUUUAUAAUACCACCAUUUAAAUAAUACUUUUAGCCAUUGUUAUUUCCUGUUUCUGCAAUUAUAUUCUGUAAAUUAUAAUUAUCAAAUAUUUCUGCUUUUUAUAUUAUUUUCAGCACCUUAACUUAUAAUGCACUUUGUACAAUGCUGAAAAAAUUUGUACAUGUUAUACUUCUCUAAUUAAUUCUAUAUAUAUGUAACAUUUGCAGAAUUGUUGACUUUACCUUUAAGAUUCAUUUAAUUUUUGUAGAAGAUUUGCUGUCAAAUUUUCUAAAUGCUAAUACAACAUAUGCUUAAUAAAGAAGAAAGAAAUCAGUCUUACAUUUGCAAAAUUUCGAUAAUUAAUCUAAUAAUUAUAAAUAAUAGAGAUCAUGGUUUAUGAUGGUUACCAAAAUAGUAUAAAAUCAUCAUACAACAAAAGAAACGAUGUAAUGAAUUAAUAUUGUUUAAAAACAUUUGCAUACAGAAAAAGAGAAUCAAAUGUUUUAAAUAUAUUAUAUUAAAGAGUGGGGUAUUAAUCAAUGUUAAUAUUAAUUGAAAUCAUUCUGAGUAUCUUUAAAUAAAGUAAUCAUCUUUUUAAGAAUGUUUUAAUUCCACAUCACGUUCAUUUAACAUGUACUUAGUAAAUAUGCCUAUGUAUAGAAUAAUAUACAAAUUAAUAUUGUAUAAUACAUUAAUUAAAAUAAAAUAAAAUUCAUUGGA
Vespa crabro (European hornet) is the source of this 1920-nucleotide messenger RNA. RefSeq names its product DNA polymerase epsilon subunit 4 (gene PolE4). Gene Ontology annotation, molecular function: protein heterodimerization activity. Bases 148 to 606 code for a protein of 152 amino acids. The record is from RefSeq and is a predicted model, not a curated record. The transcript is spliced from 2 exons. Gene Ontology annotation, cellular component: epsilon DNA polymerase complex; nucleus. NCBI's taxonomy places the organism in Eukaryota, Metazoa, Arthropoda, Insecta, Hymenoptera, Vespidae.